CAGAAGCAAGCAAUGAUAAUGAACAAACUAAUAAGUUAACAAUUAAUUUUGAUACUGGCACACACAAAGAAAACUCUAUAAUACUAAUUGAGGAAUUGCUGACAUUGAUAGAGCCAACGCAAGAAAAGAAAAUAGAAAAAAAGAUUGAGAAACUGGAGAUGAAUGAUGAACUUGCAGCAGAGCAGGUGGAACAGAUAAAAGACAUGUUAAAGCAAGGGCAUAACAUGUUUGCACAAUCUAUAUCAGAGUUGGAUUGUAUCAAAAUUGUUGAACACUAG
Acaulospora morrowiae is the source of this 278-nucleotide messenger RNA. Lineage: Eukaryota; Fungi; Glomeromycota; Glomeromycetes; Diversisporales; Acaulosporaceae. The record is from the annotation of a GenBank genome assembly.